Messenger RNA from Petromyzon marinus (sea lamprey), 3233 nucleotides. The record is from RefSeq and is a predicted model, not a curated record. NCBI's taxonomy places the organism in Eukaryota, Metazoa, Chordata, Hyperoartia, Petromyzontiformes, Petromyzontidae.
AUGGGGCCUCGGCCGUGGGGCAAACCCCCGGGGCGACGGCCGCCACCGCCGCCACGGCCGUCACGGCCACCACGGGCGGUGGCGGUGACGGUGGCGGUGGCGGUGGCGUUCCUGGCCCUGUUGGCCGGAGCCACGCCCACUCUGGCGGCUAGACCUCGGCACGCCGCCGUCGCAGCCGCGGCGCUGGCGCUGGACAGGCUGCGCGCACGCCUGGACGCGCGCGGCCUGAGCGACGUGGCCUACGCGCUGCUCAGCGAGCACGGCCCUCACUCGCGCUCCUCCGCCCGCCGCCUGGCACGACGCCUCCCCUCCUCCGCCUCCUCGUCGUCGUCCGCGGUGACGGCCCACGCGCAGGCCUCGUCCGGGCCCGACCUGUGGACCCUGCUGGGCGGGCAGCGCAACGACAUCCUCGUCUACGACAGGUGCGGUCGCCUCACGGUGCGCCUCUCACUGCCCUACUCCUUCCUGGACUUCCCCUACGUGGAGUCGGCCAUCGUGGCCACCCACACCAAGGAGGUGUGCGGGGCCUGCCCGACCAGCGGCGAGGCCCCCGGCAGCGCCGACACCGCCACCGCCGCCCCCGCUGACGUCGCGAAGGUUCGCCCUGGCGACGGCGGCGGCGGAGGAGGUGGGGAGGGGCGGCCGGCGAGCGUGGACUACGACUGCAGAGACGACGACGACGACGACGACGACAAGAAAAUCGAGGCGCACGGAGAAGAAGACGCCGAGACGCGCGGCAAGAUCGACGCGCUGAGACGGCAGCUCAAGAAGUCAGAGCCGCCUCCAAACCACCACCACCACCACGGCCACGGCCACGGCCACCACCACGGUCACGGCGGCGCCGGCAGCGGUAGCCGGUGACCGCUGCUGCCCGGUCGCGUUCGUUUUGGCUACCGGUGAGCGAUGGAGCGCGCGGGCGGCGGCGUCGGCGGUGGCGGCGGUGACGUCGCGUGACGGUGACACUGACGGACGUUCGGCCCGGCGGCCAAAGCACCGCCGGGCGACGACGGGGCCGGCGCCGCCGCAGUCGUCGCGAGCGUUAGCUGACGGUGCCUCGGGGCGACGCACCUGCCGGCGUCGUGCACGUGACGGGCCGGCGGCGGCGGCGGUGGCGGCGACAUCGCCGCCACGGAGGAGGAGACGUGACAGUGACGGCCCCGGACGGCGGACGUCGACUGACGUCGGACGGACAAGUGGCUGCGGUCGUGACGCUGAGAGCCGGCGCCGGCCGCCGGGCGGAGCGAGUGACGGUGAGUCGCGGAGUGACGCGGCGCCGGCGGCGGCGGCGGCGGCGGCGGCGCCGCGCGGUGCUCCGAGUGACGGUGACGUUGCCGGGCGCCGGCAGCGCGGGACGAGGAGGCGGUGGAGGGAGGCGGCGCGGGCGACUGAAGGUGACCGGCGGGCGACUGACGCCCGCUGGCCGGCGACUGUAAGAAGGAAUGAAAGGUGGCGACGAAGGGCUGACGGUGACUGACGAGUGACUGACGGGGAAGGAGGGACUGCAAGUGACUCACCAGUGAGUGACAGGCGGGAGUGAAGGACUGAAAGUGACUCACCAGUGAAUGACAGGAGGGAGUGAAGGAUUGAAAGUGACUUACCAGUGAAUGACAGGAGGGAGUGAAGGAGUGAAAGUGACUCACCAGUGAGUGACAGGGGGGAGUGAAGGACUGAAAGUGACUCACCAGUGAAUGACAGGCGGGAGUGAAGGACUGAAAGUGACUCACCAGUGAAUGACAGGAGGGAGUGAAGGAGUGAAAGUGACUCACCAGUGAAUGACAGGAGGGAGUGAAGGAGUGAAAGUGACUCACCAGUGAGUGACAGGAGGGAGUGAAGGAUUGAAAGUGACUCACCAGUGAAUGACAGGAGGGAGUGAAGGAUUGAAAGUGACUUACCAGUGAAUGACAGGAGGGAGUGAAGGAGUGAAAGUGACUCACCAGUGAAUGACAGGGGGGAGUGAAGGACUGAAAGUGACUCACCAGUGAAUGACAGGAGGGAGUGAAGGAUUGAAAGUGACUCACCAGUGAAUGACAGGAGGGAGUGAAGGAUUGAAAGUGACUCACCAGUGAAUGACAGGAGGGAGUGAAGGAGUGAAAGUGACUCACCAGUGAAUGACAGGAGGGAGUAAAGGACUGAAAGUGACUCACCAGUGAAUGACAGGAGGGAGUGAAGGACUGAAAGUGACUUACCAGUGAAUGACAGGAGGGAGUGAAGGAUUGAAAGUGACUCACCAGUGAAUGACAGGAGGGAGUGAAGGAGUGAAAGUGACUCACCAGUGAAUGACAGGAGGGAGUGAAGGAGUGAAAGUGACUCACCAGUGAAUGACAGGAGGGAGUGAAGGAGUGAAAGUGACUCACCAGUGAAUGACAGGAGGGAGUGAAGGAGUGAAAGUGACUUACCAGUGAAUGACAGGAGGGAGUGAAGGAGUGAAAGUGACUCACCAGUGAAUGACAGGAGGGAGUGAAGGAUUCAAAGUGACUCACCAGUGAAUGACAGGAGGGAGUGAAGGAGUGAAAGUGACUCACCAGUGAAUGACAGGAGGGAGUGAAGGAGUGAAAGUGACUCACCAGUGAAUGACAGGAGGGAGUGAAGGAGUGAAAGUGACUCACCAGUGAAUGACAGGAGGGAGUGAAGGAUUGAAAGUGACCCACCAGUGAAUGACAGGAGGGAGUGAAGGAGUGAAAGUGACUCACCAGUGAAUGACAGGAGGGAGUGAAGGAUUGAAAGUGACUCACCAGUGAAUGACAGGAGGGAGUGAAGGAUUCAAAGUGACUCACCAGUGAGUGACAGGAGGGAGUGAAGGACUGAAAGUGACUCACCAGUGAAUGACAGGAGGGAGUGAAGGAUUGAAAGUGACUCACCAGUGAAUGACAGGAGGGAGUGAAGGAGUGAAAGUGACUCACCAGUGAAUGACAGGAGGGAGUGAAGGAUUGAAAGUGACUCACCAGUGAGUGACAGGAGGGAGUGAAGGAUUCAAAGUGACUCACCAGUGAAUGACAGGAGGGAGUGAAGGAGUGAAAGUGACUCACCAGCGAAUGACAGGAGGGAGUGAAGGAGUGAAAGUGACUCACUAGUGAAUGACAGGAGGGAGUGAAGGAGUGAAAGUGACUCACCAGUGAAUGACAGGAGGGAGUGAAGGAGUGAAAGUGACUCACCAGUGAAUGACAGGAGGGAGUGAAGGAGUGAAAGUGACUCACCAGUGAGUGACAGGCGGGAGUGAAGGAGUGAAAGUGACU